AUGGCCAGCACCAGCUUGACCGCGACCUACCUGACGCCGAACCCGAGCUUCAAUUGUGCCUUGUUCUUCCUCCUGUACUUCAACCGCCUUUUCGCGACUCUCCUGUCGUAUGCGAUCCGAGCAUACACCUGGCACUACUACCGCGCGUAUGUCGACAUCAAGGCGCUCCAGGUAUCUUUACUUGGUGGCAGGAUCUUCUUCACGGGCAUCCGGUACCAUGGCGUAAAUGAGACGAUCUUUAUCCAUGGGGGGUUCAUAACAUGGAGGUAUUGGAUGCGCACGGUAGAACGAACGGACUUGUCCGGUAUUAGACGCAAGACAGACGCCCCUGAGCCAUCAGAGAACACAAGGCCUCAUCCUGCGCAUGGCGAGGGAGGCGCUGGCGGCCAGGAUGACAGCCUCGGGGAGGAAGGCGGCGUGGAGAAGACAGCUGAGCUGCCAUGUCGGAUAUCCAUCACGAUGUAUGGGCUCGAAUGGUUUAUCUAUAAUCGGACACCGGCCUACGACAGCAUUCUGACGGGCUUCGGAUAUGUUGCGGAUUUGGACGGUGAUGCUGCCAGCGUACGAGACCCAAUAUCUCCAGGUUUCGCUCCGAUUGUGCCACACGGGCGGACGAACAGCACCUUCAAGACAACCCAUGGGAGCCAAUCACAAAGCAGCGUGGAUGAAAGAGAAGCCUUUGCCGGCCAGGAUCCUGCGGCCCGUCGCAAUACGGAGCUCUCAGAAUCUGUGUCGAAUCUGCUUCAGCUCCUACCGAUCAAACUGGACUGCACUAAGGGCGCUAUUGUGAUUGGGAACGAAAACACCCGCUCCGUAUUGACGACCGCCUUCGAUAGCGCAACAGGUACCAUCGAUGCUUGCAAUGCUGGCCCUCUCGACCUCUACCGGCAAUUGUUCUCGUUCAAAUUCAACCAUCUAGUGGUCCAGAUGCGCCCAAAUCCUGAUUUCAAACAGAAUCAGCUGGUGACUGCGAAGGCAUUAAGCACGGUGCGAGAAGAAGAAGAUGAAGCCACCAACAAACGUUCAACAUUUUUCAAUUAUCCGUUCCAAAGGCGCAAGCUAUGGCAUGGCAUUCGUGACCUGGUACCAUACUUCCAAACGUCUGUGGAGUCAUUUAAUGCUAGCCCUCGCCACGGUGACAGAAUGCCAAGAACCCAGGCGGAAUUUCCUGAAGUGCGUUGGAUGGGCCUGUCUCGAUAUCUGGAUGAGGGUGGCGAGGAUGAACAUGAAAAAUGGAACUCGAUCGAGUACGGCAGGUUCUCCACCAUUAUCGACAGUCCUAGCUUGAGCGUGACCUACUUUUGGGACAUUCCGGGACGGAUUGGACCCGAGCAACCGGCAUCAAUUCAUUGCGGGUUGCUAAGAGACAACGAUAUUAAUCGUGCCCUUCCUCCAGAAUGGGGUGUUGAUGUCAAGGUGGACGGUGGGUCCAUCAACUACGGACCCUGGGCCGACAGGGAACGAGUUGGCUUGCAAAAUGUCUUUGUCCCCAAUUUCUACCGCAGCGCCGAGCCAGCGGAACAGUUGGCCCCCGGAGUUCUACGACAAAGCACAACUUUUAAACUGCGAAUUGAGAUCAGCGAAGAACUGACACUGCGAAUCCCGACCAGAGAGCAAUCCAAGGACUGGCAAUGGAAAGAGCGCGCAGAUGCUAUCAGAGGUAUUUCAAAGGCCAAACAUCAAACCAAAAGAAGAAAAGCACGUCACAAAGAAGCCGAAAAAGGCCAUAUCGCCUCCGACAUCCGCCCCUUUGGGUGGCUUUCUAUUCGCGUAGGACCUGAUUCUACCAUCAAUUACACCAUGGACAUGGUAGCAUCAAGCCUUGGGUUUCGCAAUGAGCUCGCCCUUGAUCUACGAGAGUCAAAAAUGUCUUCCAGCGUGAACCAUGGCUUGUUAUGGCAAUCCCCUCGGCAAUUGAUCAAUUGCGAUCUCUCCAACCCUCUCUGCUGGAACAGUCUCCGGACCUGGAACUUUACUGUCGACAGUCAGCAGAUGGAACUGUUUCUGUUGCGCGACCACAUCUUUCUUCUAACGGAUCUCGUGACCGAUUGGGCUUCCGGACCACCAUCGGACUACUAUACAUUUGUGCCCUUCAUUUACAAUCUUGACCUUACCUUCUCAAACUUCCAGCUUUUCAUCAACGUGAAUGAUCGCAAUAUCAUCAGCAACCCCACUGAUUUGGACGACAACCGAUUUAUCGUGAUCAAAGGCAAGCAGCUGACGUCGAGCGUGAUGAUCCCAUUGGACAAAUACAAACCGGAUCAGAAUACAGUGGAGUUCAAGGUCGAUCUCGAGAACGGUGGCGUGGAUUUCCUGACACCCUUGUGGGAUACCCUGCAUACAUUUCUGCCUCAAAAGUCCAUGGCAACACUCGACAAUCUAUUCAUCGAUGGGUCUUACAAUUACUUUCAGUCCACAUCACCAGACCUGACAGAUACAUUGGUGCUCAAUGUUGAUGGAUCGUCUCCCCGACUUUACCUGUAUGGAUUCCUGAUAAAGAGCUUCAUGGCCAUCAAAGAGAAUUACUUUGGCGAUGAAAUGCACUUCAGAACCCUUGAAGAGUAUCAAGAGUUGGUUUACGCCGAUGAGCCGCCAGAAAAUCCCACAGGCAUCAAUCCAAACCGCAAAUCGAAUGAUAUGGACGUCUUGGUUCAUGUCACAGUUCGUGAUCCUUGUGCCCUGCUCCCCGAGACCAUCUACGACCACCUGAAAUGUCUGAGACUACGCGCUGCUUCCCUUGAGGCAGACUUGCGAUUCACGAACUAUUAUAUGGACCUCCAAUUGUCCAUCAGCCCACUCAAAGUGGACUUGCAGUCGACCCAGCCUGAAGGCUCCACGACCAUAUCUGGCACCCAAUUAUUCAUUGACGGCACUUCAGUCUAUGGACAUCGCCUGUUCGGAUUACCCCCUGCGGAGCCGAUCUACGUGUGCAACUGGGACUUCGACGUGGGAAGGAUCAUUGGUGAAUGCUCCACGGAAUUCCUGGCAUGUCUGAGUGCCUCUUUGAAGAGUUUUGAUUUUUCGUUUGACAACUGGGAGAACGGCCUCCCUCCAAUCAUCCCACCUGCUCUCCACGAUGUGACUUUUCUCAGAGCCAAGAUCCACUCGCUUCAUAUCUCUGUGCUGCUUGACGAAGUUUCCAUCAUAUUAAAUGCUCGGCCUUUGAACAUCAAGUUCAAUGAUUGGAUUAAUUCCAAGUUCUCCAAACGGUUGAGCGUUUCUGCCCCGGAUAUUUCAAUUGCGGCAGUUAACCGCCAGUCCGUGGCCCAGGCCAACAAUCGAUCAUCCGACCGAAAAGUCUCUCCUUUGGGACUUCUCCAACUGUCAGUGGCUUUCAAGAUGGCUCAACGGAAGUGGGAUAUUGGCGAGAGCCGAAGACUGCAACAAGAGCACAUUCAAGUUCAUGACCAACGGACCCAUAGGGCACAGUGGCUUCUUUUUGACUGGGAGGAAUUGGAAACAACUUCGCCACUUCCACAAAGCGACGAUAUCAAUCCGCCAACAAUGCACAUCCCAUCAAUGCCAGAACCCAUCCAUGGACGUGUUGGUCUUCCGAACACACCAUACCGAGGAAUUCAGCUCAAUGGCAGCUCUAAGAGCUUCCUGGUGCAUUCUGAGGCGUCUAGCCUCAAGAGUGUCAAGAUUAAGCGAACUGGUACUGCCGACCAUGCUACUAUCAAGCUGACGCCAGAUUCUGAACCCAGACAAAGGCCAGUAACCCCUCAUCGGGGCACCAGCAUGUCUACGCUGCAGGUCUACCGACUUCAUGACAACGAAUCUGGCUCUAGAGUAGGGUCUUACUCAUCUGCUGCGAUCAGGGAUGCCAAUCCUUGGAUUAUGCCACAAUUCUCCUACUACAAGCUUGCCUUGGACACAUCCGAACUUCCACUGCCAUACAAACCCGACGAGGAUCCUCCAACCGAUAAUGAGGCCAGAAACAACACAGAGUCGAUGUUCUUGACUUUCGAUGAUGACCAGACGACGCACACCAAUCUUGCAUUAGAGCUUCCGCUGGGCAUCAGAGGGUAUUGUACACCCCGAUUCCUUUUUAGCUUGGCUUCCUUGCUGGAUGAACUAGAGCCAAAACACCCAGUUCAAAUUAUCGACUCCUUACAGAAAGACGUGAUCUCGGAUAUUGUUGGGUAUGACAAGGCCAUGAGCCACCCGAAGAAGUUGACAGCCAUUGCCCUUCGUAUCCCUUCCAUACAACUGAGACUUGUUGACCUUUCGGAGUCCCCCAACAACAAGCGCAUCGAGUUCUCGGAUGAGUAUAGCAUUGAAGUCCGGCAUCUUCGAGCUGAAAUUCGUCGAAAGGUUCAGCGACAAAAACAUGAUUUGCUCGAAGGUCUCCAACAAGGUGUCACAGUCCAUGCGGAGGCUGAGCACCUCUCAGUUUUGGUGGAAGGUAGUCGAGCAGAUGCCUUCCAAGAGAAAGCUGUGUUCAAUUGUCAUUUGGGUGAUAUGAAUUUUUGGCUGGUCGCAAACCCCAACAUUCGGUCUCACCUUCACAUGCGAACCUUCAAUACAGUCACGUCUGCCAAGUCCGUGGAACGCCUGGCUUUUCUCGUCCGCCGAGCCACCACGAUGUUUGACUCUGUGGCAUCUUCCUUCCAGCAUAUUUCGUCUUUGAGCAAGACACGUCUGCAGUUUCUGAUCUACUUUGCUACGCAGUCGGCUGCUGGUAUAUCAGAUCCAAUUUUCCUGACUCGUAUCUCAUACGUCCUCAGAGUUGCUUCGAGUCAUUUGCGACAACAUGACUCGUGGAAGAUCCUCUCUCGCAUUCGCAACAUUUACAAGAACUUGCCCGUGCACCACAAGCGAGAGUUGGAUCGAGCUUGCUCAGGCGAUCAUCUGCCUUUGCCAGCUGAUGCGAAGACGACGGUGCUAUCUGGCUUCGACAAGUGGCGCGCCUGGGAUCUCGCUCAUGUUGAGAAGAGCUAUGUCAUGCGCAAAGUCUGGCCCACUAUGGAACCUCUCCGGAAAGUUGAAGAGCCGUCCAUAUUCUUCUCAUUAUCCAUCAAGACCUUCCGGUUUUCACUGGAUCCCGGGCCUCGAGAGAGCGAUCUUAUUCUCGAAAGCUUGUCGACCGUCACGACUUUUGACCCCAACAAAUUCACCCGAGAUGGUGACAAAGAACAGCGGAGAAAGCUUAUUAUCGUGCAAUCCUAUUGUGCCUCUGCUGCCGUGCGACUGCGAUGGGAAGUCUUGGAUCUAGUGGAAGGUGUCAUGAAGGUCAUGUCAACAGUCACGCUGGAGUCUGCGCUCGCCCAAAAUCCCAGCCACAGUGGUGAUGAAACAACACCCGUUGAAUUACAGGUUAUCUCCGGCACCGAUUUUGGGUCUGUUAGUCUUGACGGUAUCAACGUUAAAAUGGUCUUGGUGGGAAAGUCCCUUCGAGGGUCUUUGGUGCAUAGAUCGUUCAACGCUGAGAAGACGAAGACAGAAGAGCUAGCCUUGCUGUUAAGCGCCGGAACAUGCACAUCUGAACUCCUCAGUCAGAAUCGCAUCUUGAUGGUUUCAAAGAUUGCUGGUCCAUAUACCUACUUCUCACUCAUAUCGGAAGAGGAUGAGAUUGAGCGCAAGCGCGCAUUCCAGGCGGCUUGCUCAUGCAGAAUGCUUCGAUAUGACAUGAAGGAAGACCCUGUCAGCCUGGCACACACGGGAGACCGAAUCAUUGAAGAUGAAGUGAGAUACAUUCGACAGCUUGUGAAGAACGUCCAUAGGCCCAAGCCGCAAACCGAUAUGCCCCAGGUUCUGCUAAAGCCAAUCCGCGAUACCUUCCAUGUUGCAAUGUUCCUGGAUGACUAUCGGUUGAGCUUCACUUUUCUGCCGUCUUUGACCUACCUCGUGUCUGGUGAAGGUGUCCGAAUGUCCAUUCUGCCCACGGAAGGGUCCAAUAUCGAGGUUGAUUUCGACAUCAAGAAGAACUCUCACAUGUUCGUGUCUGGUGACAGUGACAAAUACAUUAAUACUUUGUCGGUUCUAGAGAUACCUCCUGUCAACGGCCGAAUCCUGCCCAAUUUCUCUUCUGGACACAAAGAAGUCGAAGUUGAAAUGACUAUCGAGCUCAUUCGCCUGGAAACAAGCGCCGUCCGAAGUCUUCUAAGUGUCCUGACCGGAUCCGAUGUUUCCCACAUGAUAUCGGAUCUCAAAAAGAAUGUCGACGUUCUUCAGGCACAUCUGGACGAUGUGUUGUCCUUGCAAAAGUCACCACCGGAGCUCCAAACAUCUGCCGAUGGCACCGAAAUUCUCUACAAAGCCCGUCUUACAAUGGCCGGAGUAGAGAUUCACGCCACGGCACCGGGUCUGAAAGGAAGAGAGUACUCGGCAGAGAUGCUUUUCCGCCUUGGAAUGAUGCGGAUGCGUCUCCAGAAUGGCUUGGAUCGGGGCUACUACAUGGAUUUCCCCGAGUUCAACAUCGACGCUUCUCAAAUCAGCCUCGAGCUGCGGAAACAGGAGAAGCGAAGAACACAAGCGUAUGGCGGCUUCUCCGCUGGUGUCAAACUACUGGGAACAUCUACCGUCCGUGAAAAUGGCGAGGUGAUACGGUCCUAUCAAUUAAGCAGCGACAAUUUCGAUGUCGAGCUUUUCGCCGAAACAGCUGCGCUUGUGGUGGAUAUUGCUAUCUACACUCAAGAGCGUAUCAAGACGCUUGACCUGUCUCAUGAAGUUGAACGUCUCAAACGACUUCGGCACCGCGGCCCUCCCGAGGCGAAAGAAAAGCCUGUAGAGGCACCUGAAAUUCAUGUCAAUGAUGAUGACUCGGCUCCGCAGCCCUUCCUCAAUGCCAUGUUCUCCCUCCAAUUCCUCAAUAUCCAAGUUGCGUGGAACAUGACAACUUCAUCCCCUGCACCUGGUCGCCGGCCAGAAGAUCUCAUCUUUUCAAUCCAACGAGUUGAACUGUCCAAUAAGAAAAAGAACUCCGCCAAACUUCGGAUCGAGAACAUGCAAGUUCAAAUGGUACCAUUUGGUGCAGACAGGAGGAAGCGCUCGCUCAACUCGGCCUUAAUGCCUGAAGUGAUAUUCAAUGUGGCCUACUAUUCCCAUGGAAAGGAACUGUGGCUCGCAUUUCAGGCUGCGGGCAAAGCGUUGGACAUUCGUGCGACAUCUGAAUUUAUCAUUCCGGGCAACAUGAUCCGAGAAUCGAUUGCAUCUGCUAUCAAGGCCUUGCGGGAAGGCAGAGAGACCUCUGCCGCAAAUCCCUCUGUUGACACCAACAACGAAAAAGAGCGUAAUCUUUUCGGCAAUAUGCGCCUUCGAUCCGUUUUGGUUGACGUUGACUUCGCCGGUGCCACUGUCUCUCUUCAGGGCAAGAACGGAGACUACGAACAAACACUGUUGACAACGGCUUUGAAGGGUAGCCGACUCUCUGAAGCAAGAUAUGGCCAAUAUGUCCGGGGCGACGCUGCUACCACUGCCACCCUCCGGUCUCCUGGUGUGGCGUUGAAGGUUCAGUUUGAGGACAACGGGACCGAUGGCCCGGCACUCAACGCCGAGUUAAAGAUUGAGCCGUCCACAAAUGUCUUGUACCCGACUCUUGUCCCUCUGGUCAGACAAAUAACCGCCACGGUCAAGGAGGUCAUGGGAGGCGAACACGACCAGCCCGGGCGGUCAUCCGCCACGACCAAGUCACAGCCACAGAAACUGAUGGAAGAGACACCUUUCAGCGCUCGAGAUCCGAACACAAUUCUUGGUCGCUGCAGGCUGAAUAUGGGAGUGCUCUUCUGCAAGCAGGAGUUCAGUUUGAGCUGUCAGCCUAUUGCAAGGGUGGCGGCCACAACCAAGUUUGACAGCGUUUAUGUGACCGUCAACACGAUGCAGUCCAAGGAGCAAGGACGGUUUGUCGCCCUGUCUCUGGCAUUCAACGGCCUGGAAACGUCAGUGAAGCACGUGUAUUCCAACGAGCCCACCGCAAGCUUUGAAGUCCAGUCCAUGGUUUUGUCCCUCAUGAACAGCAAGCACCUCGGCCGUACAAGCGGGAUGUCUGCCAUCCUGCGAGUCAGCCCGAUGAAAGUUUCUCUCAAUGCCAAACAGGUACAGGAUUCUCUACUGUUCCGGGAGAUCUGGUUUCCAUCCGACGAUAAACCUAGUGCCAGCUCGCCGCCCCCGCCAACGCCGUCCGAGACUCAGACCUACAUUGUACAACGAUACCAGCAGGUCGCCGCCGCGUCGGUAUUUCCCUGGAAUACGACCAUCGCUAUUGAGAAGCUGGAGAUCCAGCUUGACCUGGGCUCAACAUUGGGCAGGGCGCAGUUUGCGAUCAACAACCUGUGGGUGUCGUCCAACAAGACUUCAGAUAACGAGCAGUCGAUGUGCAUCAACUUUGAUAAGAUCGCUAUUGAAAGCAAGGGCCGCAUGAGUGGCAGUGUCGAGCUGCGUACCCUCAAGGUCCAUACAUCUAUCGAGUGGCCAGAGGAUAGUCGCGAUGCUGGGCAUACCCCGCUGAUCCAGGCCUCAAUUGCCUUCCAUCAUCUCCAGACCAAGGUGUCGUUUGACUACCAGCCUUUCCUGGUUGCGCACAUUGCCAUGUUUGACUUCCUGAUGUACAACGUGCGGGGCGCCUCCGGCGAGCAGAAUCAGCGACUCUUCAGCAUCCUGGAAGGAGACGAGGUCCAGGCCUUCUGCACGUCUCUGACGGCCUCACAGGCUCUUGCAUUCUACCAAGCAUGGCAGCGUCUGGUCCAAGACAAGCAAGCGGCGUACCAGGCGUCGCUGCGUGAAAUGGAACGAUAUCUUCGGCGCAAAUCUUCCUCUGGCGUUAGCCACAUCGACAUCCCCGCCAAGGCUCUGGCCAAGAAGGACAAAGACGACGCAUUCACUGCGCCUCUUUCACUGCAUACCGGGGUCGUUGUCAACAUCCGUUACGUCAACAUCGGAGCGUUCCCCAGCUCGUUUAUUGACAAUCAGAUCUUCAAACUGGAGGCCCAUGACGCCCAGGCUCGGUUUGCCGUCUCCCUCCGAUCCGGCAAGCUCCACAGUGCCCUGGGCCUGACGCUGGGCCAGCUCCGCGUCGCUCUCUCCGCCAUCAGCCGCCCCAGCUCCGCGCAACUCGAAGACUUGUCCGUGGACGAGAUCGCCCAGCGCGCCGCCGGGUCCCGGGGCGGCACGAUCCUCAAGGUCCCCCGGCUGGUGGCCAGCAUGGAGACGUGGCAGGUGCCUGGCACGCAACAGAUCGAGUACAUCUUCCGCAGCACGUUCGAGGGCAAGGUGGAUGUGGGCUGGAACUACUCGCGCAUCAGCUUCAUCCGGGAUAUGUGGGAGACGCACACGCGGGCCCUAGCCACGCGCCUCGGCAAGCCGCUGCCUCCGUCGGCCGUGCAGAUUACUGGUGGUCCCGGGCGCAGUGCCGAGGGUGGCGAUGCCGGUCCCGAGCAACAGGAGAAGAUCACGGCGGUGGUCCAUGUGCCGCAGUCCAAGUACAGCUACACGGCGCUUGAGCCGCCGGUUAUUGAGACGCCGCAGCUCCGGGAUAUGGGCGAGGCUACACCGCCGCUGGAGUGGAUUGGGCUGCAUCGAGAUAAGCUGCCCAAUGUCACGCAUCAGAUCAUUAUUGUGCCGUUGCUGGAGAUUGCGAAGGAGGUGGAGGAUGCGUAUGGGCGGAUCCUGGGGGCGUGA
Messenger RNA from Penicillium lagena, 9615 nucleotides. RefSeq lists its product as uncharacterized. Gene Ontology annotation, biological process: fermentation. The coding region runs from base 1 to 9615 and encodes 3204 amino acids. The transcript is spliced from 2 exons. Lineage: Eukaryota; Fungi; Ascomycota; Eurotiomycetes; Eurotiales; Aspergillaceae. Gene Ontology annotation, cellular component: membrane. The record is from RefSeq and is a predicted model, not a curated record.